UGCAAUCCCCCCCAAACAAAGAAGAAACCUUGUUGGACCAUAAAAUGUUUGGUUAAGGGUUUCGGGCUCCAGUUUUGGAAAUUCAAAAGCAUGUAAAGAAGAUUCGAAGAAGCAAGUAAGAAAACGGGAAAAUCAGUGAAUCGAAGAAGAGAGGAGCGGAUAGGAGGUAAGCUAUUAAGUUAUUAACCCUCAUCUCUAUUAACAAAAUUCUGCUUAAAUCAACACCGCUAAUCACCCAAAUAUCAAACAAUUUCUCAGUAGUUUUUCUUCAUGAUGAUGAAAAAGUGCUCUAGGGUUCAGCAGCACAGUGUAAUUUAUAACCAGGAUCUUAUAACUAGGGUUUUCUUUAAAUUACCAAUGGAAAAGGUUUUGGAAGUAAAAGAAGUUUGCAAACCUUGGAGGCAAUUUGUGAAUGAAUCAAGCUAUGUGGAUGAUAAUGAAUGCGGAGGAAAAUUUGGUUUUAUUGGGAUAGCACAGGAUGGUGAGGAUGAUCAAAAGUAUUAUUUAAGCCAUAUUGAGUAUGAUUAUGAUGGAAUUGAUGAUAAUAUUAUCAAGAAGAAGAAAGUGAACCAUCCAGGGUUUUUCAAUUUCGAACCUACCUUAGUAGGGUCAAGAAACGGGCUGGUAUGUAUUGCUUUACCCUUUUGUCAAGAAGAUUUAGAUGCAGAAUGUGAUGAUCCUACUUAUAUUUGUGAUCCUAUUUAUAUUUGUAAUCCAAUUACUAAAGAGUAUGCUUUACUGCCAAAAUUCAGAGGUGGAGAAGCUGUAAGUGGUGGUUGUAUGAAUUUUGGAUUUGCAUUUCAUAAUGAUAAGUAUAAAGUUGUUAGAAUUUUUUGGGAAGACAAAGAAGAGUUAGGAACUAGUGAUGGAGUUGUAGAGAUGUUUACUCUAGGAACGGAGAAAUGCGAAUGGGUUUCAUUAGGAAAUACUGAUUGCUUUUUUUCUGGUAGCUUUCCUAGGGGUGUUUAUGCUGAUGGUGUAUUAUAUUGGGUCUCAUAUGGUUCAGAGAGAAUUAUGGGUCUUGAUUUGGAUACUAAUCAGUUUCAUUUGAUUUUGUCUCCACCCUUUCAAAUCGAAGUUGAUCAAGUACAACCGCUGGAGUUAAACCAGAAGUUGUGUCUUCUACGUGAAGAUGACCCGGAAGAUGGUGGUGAGAUUACUGUAUGGAUGCUCGACGAUUUGGUCUGGAAAAAAUUGUUUAAGUUUUCUUUAAAAGAUUCUGAGGGAAAUUUGUUGGAUUUGAGUCCAUUUAUUGUGAAUGAAGAUCAUGAAAUAUUUGCGUUAGUGAAAAAUCAUCAAAUUUUGUAUUGGAAUGAUAAAAAUUUACUCAACUCCUAUGACAUUCUCAAUGAUGCGGAGGAUACACUUUUCGAAGAUGAACAAGAUAUCAACCAUUGUUGCAUACCACAUGUUCAUUCUCUCAUUUCCUUGAAGAAACUUCAGCCGAAUACUUUAAAAUUUCUAGAGCCGAUUGAAUUGCGGCUGGCAGAGGUUCCUUCCGCCACGAAUGUGAAGAAACCUUUUGUGGUAAGGUUAACCCUCACAAAUCAUCUGAACAAGGAGAUGGGCCCCUUCAAAAUUUGCUUAUCAAGACAGGAUCUUCAAGAGGACGAAGCUGUUAUGAUUCAUGGUGCUCAGAAUCUGGUAAUACAGCAGGUGCAAGCAUUCAGCUUGGCGGAAAUCAACCUGAAUCUAAUUGCUACCAGAGUCGGGUUUCAAAAAAUCAGAGGAAUAACAUUGCUAGACCAGGAUGAUAACAAGAUGUAUAACCUUGCACCGGACUUGGAGAUAUUUGUGGAAUCAGACUGAUAUUUUAAAUCAGUGGAUGGAUGCAUACCCUUGACAAAUCGGACUGAGUUGAAGAGAGAGAGUGUCUGAGGAUCGGCGAUCGACUCAGCUUUUUCUUCUUCAAUGUUCUUAGUUUUGAGUGAUUUCUACAUCAUUAUUUUGUUUCUUCUUCCAAUCAUUUCAAUGAUUGGUGUUAGUUAAGCUUAAAUCUUGUCUACACAGACUAAAUCGAUGUCUGAAACUAAUAAAAAUCGUCCAGAAACUGAAUCUGGAUCGAAAAUGUUUAACAAUAAUUUUAGGGUUUCCUCUGGGAAUAUUGAGUGUAUUUGAGAGAGUGAAAUAUUUCACGAACAUCCAUCAUUAUAUGUUCCAGAUGAGGAUAUUGAUGAAAGUUUAAGUGAAUGGCGAUUUAGUUUAGUUGGGAGGUUGGAUUU
This is a messenger RNA of Papaver somniferum (opium poppy), 2222 nucleotides long. Its product is annotated as putative F-box protein At3g10240. The record is from RefSeq and is a predicted model, not a curated record. The coding region runs from base 271 to 1809 and encodes 512 amino acids. NCBI's taxonomy places the organism in Eukaryota, Viridiplantae, Streptophyta, Magnoliopsida, Ranunculales, Papaveraceae. The transcript is spliced from 6 exons.